GUAAAUGUGAUAAAUAUCAAGUGAGCGCAUUAUUAAAUUGAACCGCGCGCAGCGCACACGUUGCGGCUGGCGCCGAAUCGUAUGCGCAUCCUAAACGCGGCGCGCGUAAAUUAAUAUUAACACGCGAGUGACAAAAUAAAAAAGUGUAAAAUAAAAAAAAUAAAAGUAUUCAAAAUGCAGACGUUCAUUCUGACGGCCACGGUUUUAAUAUUAUUUGCGUUAAAAUGGAGCGAUGCAGCUUAUUUGCGAUGUUAUAAAGGAUCUCCUGACCGCUAUCUCACCACUCCGUUGAACACACCGCCAUCAGUCUCAUCAUCAUGCAUCGACGUCAAUCUUCCGACAGUUAUCUACACGUUUGGUUACCGCGGCAAGGUCGCCGGGCCGGCUACCACGGCGGUGAUAGGCGCUUAUCUGGCGACACGGAAGAGGAACGUCAUUCUACUCGACUGGGAGGACGAAGCUAGGAGCGGCGCCUUAGGUCUACCUCUGGGGUACAUGUUGAACGCCGUUCCUAACGCUAAAAGGAUCGGCGUUGAACUAGGCAACAGCCUGGUGAAGAUGGCUCAGGGAGGUGUGAACCUGACACACGUGCAUCUGGUCGGGCACUCGCUCGGGGCUCACAUCAUGGGAUACGCGGGCAAGCGAGCCAGGGAGAACGGAUAUGUUGUCUCAAGGAUAACUGGCUUAGACCCCGCGCGGGCGUUGUUCGAAGGCUCGCUGGCAUUAGGCUCCGGGCUAGACAGGACCUGCGCCAGAUUCGUUGACAUUAUCCACAGCGACCCCGGCGGCUACGGGACUAGUGCUGCCACGGGCACCGUGGACUUCUGGCCCAACUACGCGGGCAGCGGCUCCACGCAGCCCGGCUGCCCUAACGGUGACUUCGAUAUGUUCAGCCCUGAAGACCUGUGCAGCCACGAUCGCGCGUGGCGCUACUUCGUUGAGGCAGUGUCUUCUCCCACGGCGUUCCCCGCGGUUUCAGCAACCGACAGUGCCGCGUGGGCCGCCGGCGCUGGUGCUACGGCCCGCACUGACAACUUCGUAUACAUGGGAGACUUGACUAACACACGUGCCCGAGGUAACUUCUUCCUGACCACCAACAGCUCACCUCGUUUCGGCAAAGGCAAGGAGGGCCUUAAGGCCGACGACAACCAAGCCAGGAGGAGAAGGAACUCCACCCUCACAAGACUGCUAAAGUACCUCAGGUGAUACCUGAUCUCCCGCAUGGAGCGUACCGGGAGAACUUUAAGUCUCUACAUAAGGAUGUUGUUUUUAUAGAAAUAACUACUUAACUCCUUAUAUGUUUAUAAGUUGCUCUAAGAGGCGUCAAUUAACUGUUUAGUUUAGUCAAAGUGGUAACAUGAGGAUUAAUAAGUGCCUACGUAAAAUCUUCACACUAAAGGGAUCGUUAUAAUUUGCAAUAAUUCGGAAAGAGUAAUCUUUUCUGUGCCUUUCUGUAGAGUUCGAGGCUCGCGGAAGACUAAUAGGAAAUAUAAAAGGCUUAUUUAUAAGUACGCCUUCCUAAAAUUUCAAUUUCUGCCACGCGUAGGGUUAACAUUUAGGAAUUUCAAAAGUCCUGACAAUAAUCCUGACAUUUCGAAAAAAAGUCCGGACUUUUUAGUCACAAAA
Molecule: messenger RNA, 1626 nt
Organism: Chilo suppressalis (striped riceborer)
Lineage: Eukaryota; Metazoa; Arthropoda; Insecta; Lepidoptera; Crambidae
Source: the annotation of a GenBank genome assembly